Exophiala aquamarina CBS 119918 is the source of this 2508-nucleotide messenger RNA. RefSeq lists its product as uncharacterized. Gene Ontology annotation, molecular function: histidine phosphotransfer kinase activity; phosphorelay sensor kinase activity. The transcript has a single exon. Lineage: Eukaryota; Fungi; Ascomycota; Eurotiomycetes; Chaetothyriales; Herpotrichiellaceae. The record is from RefSeq and is a predicted model, not a curated record. Gene Ontology annotation, biological process: phosphorelay signal transduction system; protein autophosphorylation. Bases 1 to 2508 code for a protein of 835 amino acids.
AUGACAAAGCCGGCUCUCAAUGCAUUUUUUCCCACAGCGAACGCCGUGGGGAUAUCGCGAGAAUCUCAUCGACCUCCUGAACGGCCAACCGAAAUCGCACCAAUCUUGGACAAGGGAAAAUCCUGCAGACCUCUUCUCGAGUACGAUGAAGCACUUCGUCUAUCAAGUUUCGGAGAUGGCGCACCUGCGACGGCUGAAUCCUUUGCGCCUCCGCAACCAGAGACGUUCAACGAUCCCUACCUCUAUCCUUUCCUCGCACGGAACGAAUGCCUCAGACUUACCCUUCUUUGGUACUAUACGAGAUCCAUCACAAAUAAUGAUGCAUUGAUGUCCAAGUUACAAGGGAUUCUCGGGAUUGUUCAGAAAUUCAUGGGAUGGGAAUUUGCUAUCAUUGGGAUGGUGGAGGAAGCAGUCUUCACUAGGGUGGCAGCAAUAAAUAUGCCGGUCGCAUUACUGCCGAGAAGAGAGAGUCCUUGUUCUCAUACCAUAAAUCAAGAACCUGGAACUGUGUUCAGCAUUACCAAUCUGGAAGAGGAUUGGCGGUUCAGGUCAUCACCGCAAGUUACCGCUGGCGGCUUACGAAGCUACGCCGGCACGCAGCUACGCAUAAGAAUAGAUACAGGUGAAGAAGCUGCGCUCGGAUCCUUGUGCAUUGCUUCCAACACCGUUCAGAAACCAUUAACCCAGGAACAAAAGGCAGCUUUGGUGCGAUUCGCCGACAUGAUUACUGGCGAGCUUGUGAGUACACAGAGACAAAACCGCAUCCGUGAAAAGGAGAGAAAGAUGGAGCUGUUGAUGCAACUAAAAGAGGAGAGGCACGUGGUUGAACCCCAACUCAGAGCUAAACUUGAUGACUUGAUCAAGUCCUUCUAUCCUGAGGCAUCCAUAUCAACCCAAACCUCGAGCGAGCAACUUAUCUGUCUUCAAGAUGGUGCGAAGAUACACUUCUCUGACGUGAAAGCCGGCCUGUGGGAGGAUACCGGCUUUAUCAAUGAGCUGAUCAAGACGGGAAAUCAUUCGAGGCUGAGUUCGUCGCAAACUGUCCGUGCUAUAGUCAGCAAAUGUGGAAGCUCUGAUAUGUUCUUGGUGGUUGCUUCUUGCGACAUCCAACAUGUCUUUGAUGACUACGACGCAUGGUUUAUCGAAGGAUGUUCCCAAAUCAUUACUGAUUUCAUACACCGACAAGAUCUGCAGGAGGCACUACUCGCUAAGGAGGAAUUCUUGCGCGGGAUCACACAUCAACUAAGGACCCCAAUCCAUGGGGUUCUAGCCUCAAGCGAACUGCUUGCGGAGGUAUUAUCGUCACCAAAUCUUUCUAUCACAGGCCAAGAAACAUCUAUCAAUGAAUCAGCCUUGACGCAUUUAGGAACCAUUCAGGCGUCAGGGAGUCUAUUAAUGGCCACCGUGAAUGACCUGCUCAAAUUCAAUACCUGGUCUCGAAACAAGGCGGAGGAGCUCAAGCCAACAUCUUACGACCUAUAUUGCAUCGAGAAGGACAUCAUGGAUCGUCUCCGUGAAUCAAUGGCGGAGCCACUUCGACCCGAAGUCCCAAUCGCCUUCGUAGUUCAACUUGCUAGAGAAAGAAGCCUUGUUGAGAUUGAUACCGUCAUUUUACAAGACGCCCUCCAGCCACUAAUUGUUAAUGCAAUUCAGGCAACUACUUGUGGUAACGUUACAGUCCAAGUAUUGACACAAGCAGAAAGCUCAGCAUUGCACAUUGAUAUUGUUGAUACUGGUUCCGGUAUCCCAUCAAGCGAUCGAACACGCAUCUUCCAGCCCUUUGAAAAGGGAUCCAUUCAUGCUAAUGGAGUAGGACUUGGGCUCACUUUAGCUGUAAAAGCUGCACAUCUACUAGGUGGGAAAAUUGACCUUAUAUCCUCGGAGAUCGGGACAGGAUCUCAUUUCCGAGUGGAAUUCCCUAGCCUCAUUUUCACAGACCGAGAAACAUCAUCUGAGAUGCCAUCUGAACGCAAGGCGCUCACGCCAAUAACAGAUUCUUCGCAAGACUUGUCGGGAGCUGGACUACAGUUAACCACUUACGGCAUUGAGAGCAACGCGAUCUCCUCAUUUCCCUCACUGAGCAUUAAUCCUCACACUGACCAGAAGCGCUCUCUCACCCCAAGAGCACUUUUGGUCGACGACAACGCCAUCAACUUAAAAGUCCUUAGAAUGUACUGCGAGAAGAGAGGAAUCCCUUAUUUGCUAGCAACAAAUGGACAGGAAGCAAUCGACCAGUUCAAUGCGGCUUCCGAAUCGAAAGCCAAUCGGAUAAAUCUUGUCCUGAUGGAUCUCCAAAUGCCCAUCUGCGGUGGACUCGAAGCAUGUACUUCGAUCAGAGCCAUCGAAGCGGAAAAAUCGUUACCGCCGAGUACUGUUUUUAUGGUCACGGGCCAGGAUUCGCCGAGCGACCGUUCGCUGUCUCUGGAAGCUGGCUCCGACGAGUUUCUUGUGAAGCCUGUGAGCUUGAAGCUGUUGGAUAAGCACCUCGCAAGAUAUCAGUUUAGAUAA